Messenger RNA from Letharia lupina, 1341 nucleotides. RefSeq lists its product as uncharacterized. The record is from RefSeq and is a predicted model, not a curated record. Gene Ontology annotation, biological process: secondary metabolite biosynthetic process. The transcript is spliced from 3 exons. Gene Ontology annotation, molecular function: FAD binding. NCBI's taxonomy places the organism in Eukaryota, Fungi, Ascomycota, Lecanoromycetes, Lecanorales, Parmeliaceae. The coding region runs from base 1 to 1341 and encodes 446 amino acids.
AUGUCAUCUACGACCACAUCCCUCAAGCCUUUCAGUGUCGCGAUCAUCGGCGGAGGCAUCGGUGGCCUUUGCACUGCCAUCGCCUUGCUCAAAUACCCUCACAUCGACGUCCAAGUCUAUGAGGCUGCUCCAACUUUUGGGGAAAUCGGCGCUGGUGUCGGCAUCGCACCUAAUGCUCAACAAGCUUUGGAGCUCAUAGCGCCAGAGGCUAGAGCUGCUUACGACAAACAUGCGACCGGCAACAUGUGGCCGAAGCAUGCUAAGACGAUGGCGAACUAUGUUGGCGAAGGCGAACAUGAAGGCGAGCUCAUCCACGCUCAACUCAAUGCUUCCGGCCAGCAAAGCGUGCACCGUGCGCACUUCCUCAAUGAGCUUGUCAAGACCGUUCCUUCGCAACGUGCACACUUCAACAAACGCGUUGAUUUUCUGGAGGAUAAGCGAAGCGCUCCCGUUGUCGUUCAUUUCAAAGAUGGUACAACGGCUAUCGCGGACGCGGUCAUUGGUGCCGACGGUGUUCAUAGCGCUGUCCGUGCACACUUGCUGGGCAAGGAAGCUGCGAAGCCUGUCUUCGCGGGGUCGGUUGCAUACAGGGCUCUAGUACCAAUGGGCAAAGCGGUGGAAAAGCUAGGGGAGGAGUUUGCGGGGAAUGCCUUUUUUCUGUGCGGAAGAGGUAGGGUUCCGAUCUUUCUUUCAAUCUCAAGUUUCAGCGUGUUUGGAGAAGCAGUAGCUCAUGAGAGUAAAGGCAAGGCUUCAUUCAGCUAUCCCAUUGACGGCGGCUCCCUCCUGAACGUCGUUAUCUUUGAUUUUGAACAAGAAACCUGGGAACACGAGAAGUGGGUUCUACCCGCCGAUCCGGAAGCCUUGAGAAGAAUGUUCAAUACUUGGGGCGCUUCGUCUCGGGCUCUCGUCGAACUCCUUCUAGCCACCCACGAACCAUCUGUCUGGGCUAUGUGGGAUCAUGGCCCAGCAUCGACCUACACGAAAGGCCGCAUCGCAAUAAUGGGCGAUGCAGCCCACGCGACCACGCCUUACCAAGGCCAAGGUGCGGGUCAAGCGAUUGAGGAUGCGCUCGUUCUAGCAACUUUGCUCGCCGAAGUCUCCGACCCAAACAUGAUUCAGAGCGCGUUUUUGGUUUACGAUCAAGUGAGGAGGGUGAGAACGCAACGGGUAGUAUCGACCAGCCGAGACUCGGGGCAGUUAGUCGGCAUGAAGGCAGAGGGCGUUGGUAGUGACUUGGAGAAGAUGAGGGAACUAUUAAGCUUCAGGAUGCACUGGAUCUGGAAUAGAGACAUUCUGGCGCAGAAUCGGGAGGCGCUGCAACUGUUCAAGGAGAUUUUGUGA